Messenger RNA from Phyllotreta striolata, 3021 nucleotides. Lineage: Eukaryota; Metazoa; Arthropoda; Insecta; Coleoptera; Chrysomelidae. The record is from the annotation of a GenBank genome assembly.
CUUGACUUCACCGAAGGAAGCGACAGCAGGAAGCGCCGACGCGCACUACACGACGCUCGAACACGCGCGCCUUUCGCCGGAAAAAAAGGACCGCCGUUAUCCGGAACAGAGAAGUCCGGGAACUCGAAAUUCCCUACACGUGCUCGACGAGUGUUUGUUAACCGGUGUGCGAAUUUCGUUGCGAUUUGUUUGUCGAUGUAACGCCCGGAAAAUGCGUACUUAAAGACCGAACAUACAUAAUUGAAGUUUUUCUUUUAUUAAUCCAAUCGAGGAAGAUUUUUGACUGGUUUAUUUUGUUAUUAUUAUUUUUCCUUGUGGUUCCGAUUGGUCCAAGACGGCUUCUUAUAGCGAAGAAUAUCUAUCUAGGUUAAACAAUUCCGACGAAUCAGGAUGCGAGGCUGACAUGGCAGAAGGUAGCGUAGAGGAAGACAACGGCGAAAUGUUAGGUCCAACUCUAGCGCCCGUCCACACCAUGCACACGCCGGCUCCUUCGAAUUUGAGUUGCAAGGAGGAGGAAGAAGAGAGCGAUUGCGAGAGCAGCACCAUCAGUUCACCGGAACCGGGAGCUUUAGCGAUAGGCGGGGAAAACGGCGCGGAUCUUUCCCUAUCCUCCAAGCAGAUGCAAAGUCGCAUGGACGAAACGUCGCUUAAGGACCCGAAAAUGACGCCCAGGAUGUCGCCCACUUCGCACCUAAACGGAGCAAUGGCAGGUUUGGUGACUCUGCAAAAUUUGCAAAAUUUGGCAUCGCUGCAGAAUCUACCCCAAGUGGCUUCGCUAGCCGCAGGACUGUCGAGUAUGGCCGGUUUAUCGGGAAAUCCCGCUGUGAAUGCUCCGUUGAAUUUAAGCGUUAGCGGAUCAGCGCCGACGCCGAGGAGUACCCAGUCGGGCGCGUUGACGGAACCUCCGCCCGGUAUAAUAACGAAUCCGAUGAACGCGCAGCCCCAUCAGCCGACGUCCAUGGCGCCCCCGAAUCCUUUAAUGGGUUCUCAGCAGGCGCCGGCGUCCAUGCCCCAGUUUAUAUUGGCAUCGGGGCAAUUGGUGCAAGGUAUACAAGGGGCGCAAUUACUAAUACCCACUUCUCAAGGUUUGGCGACGCAAACCAUCCUGACAAUCCCGGUGAACCAUGUAAAUAGCUCAGAUCAAAUGGUUAAUCUGGCUUUGAAUAACGGACAAGUAAUGCAAACGUCUCUGGCUAACUUGCAAGCCAUGGCUCAAACUAAUUUAUUAAGUAACCCGCCCAAUCCAGUACCUCCGACGUCGAACGGUACAAUCAACCCGAACCUCCUAAACCCAGCGACUCUCACUCAUUUAUUAUCCAACAGCUCGGCCCAACAAAUCCUCCAAUCUCUUCCUCAGCUGCUAAACAACCACCCGAAUCCUUCUCCUCUAAUCAAUCCUCUUCUAUCGAAUUCCACGCCGAUUAUGAACGCCUCGCCGCCGCAACAGAGCCAAGCUCGCGGCCAAAUCAACGUCAACCAGUUGGGUUCGAACCCGUUGGGUUCCAAUCACUUGGGCUCGACUUCGAUAGGAACGGCGCCCAAUCACAUCGGCGCCAGCCAGAACGUGCACUACACCGAGGGCAAGAUGCACGGCGGCGGCAUGGGAGUGCUGCCGAGGAACCCGUCGCCCGGCGGCAAUGCCAGGACCAACGGGGACGCCAGCAUGAUGGCCAAUCACAAUACUAGUUCUAGUCAAAGUUUGAAGAGGUCACCAGGACCCUUGUCGCCUAGUUGUACUGAUAGUUCUACUGCUGAUCUCCUAGUGGAUUCGCCAAAUCAACCAACAAUAAAUCAAACGAAUUCGAACGUCGUCGAUGGCAUCAAUUUAGAUGAAAUCAAAGAUUUCGCCAAGGCGUUCAAGUUGCGGCGAUUGUCCCUCGGACUAACGCAAACCCAAGUCGGACAGGCCCUUAGCGUUACCGAAGGACCGGCUUACAGCCAAAGCGCCAUAUGCAGUGCCCUGGCUUCUCAGAUGUUUGCCGCCGCGCAACUAUCUACUCAGCAACAAGCAAUGUUCGAGAAAUUGGACAUCACGCCAAAGAGCGCGCAGAAAAUCAAGCCGGUUUUGGAGAGAUGGAUGAAGGAGGCCGAAGAUAGGUACAAAAGCGGGCAAAACCACCUCACCGAUUUCAUUGGUAUUGAACCUUCGAAGAAAAGAAAACGACGGACAUCCUUCACCCCACAAGCCCUAGAACUUCUCAACGCUCAUUUCGAAAGGAACACUCAUCCCUCAGGGACAGAGAUCACCGGUCUUGCCCAUCAGCUCGGCUACGAAAGGGAGGUGAUUCGAAUAUGGUUCUGUAAUAAGCGACAAGCCCUUAAAAAUACCGUUAGAAUGAUGUCGAAAGGCAUGGUUUAAGUCUGUGAUUUUUUAUUUCUUUAAUUUUUUUAAUAUAAAAUAAAACGUGUAAUAAAUGUGUAAAUACCUAUAGACUGUGUUUCGAAUUCUAAUGACAAAGUUAAAAUAUCGUGGUAUUCGAGUAAGUCGUUCGCAAGAAAUUUUAUGCCGUGAAAAUAAACAGUUUUAGAGGCUACAUUGAGCAUAAAAAUGAGUUUCGACUGAUAUUGAAUAAAAAUAAUGUGUUUUUUGUACAAAGUACUAAGAACAUUUGCGAACCAACAGCAAAUGAAAUUUUUAAGCUUAUGUAAUAUAAAAGAAUACAAUAAAAAUUCAAAUCAAAAAUAAAGCGCAGCCAAACGAAAGGCCCUCAAAAUUAGAAAUAAUCUAAUUUUGCACCGGACGAGUUGUUAAUUAACUCGUCAAUUUCACUUCAUUGAACGUUUGAAAUCCUUUUCGGAAGUAAGCGGGAGUUUGUGAAUAAUAAAAUUAUCGUUUAAAAAUUCAAAGUCUCUCUGUAUACGGUUUUAACAAAAAAAAAUUAUUGUCACAUAUCUUAUAAUUGUAGUAUACGAUGUUUCAACAAAAGAAAGAGUAUAUUUUUUUAAAAAAACACUUAAAUAGUAAAAUUUUUUCGUAAUGUUCGAUUUCUUAAAGCGCAACUAAAUGAUUCUCAAUCAGGC